Messenger RNA from Cloeon dipterum, 963 nucleotides. RefSeq names its product thymocyte selection-associated high mobility group box protein TOX-like. Gene Ontology annotation, molecular function: chromatin DNA binding. Gene Ontology annotation, cellular component: nucleus. The record is from RefSeq and is a predicted model, not a curated record. The coding region runs from base 1 to 963 and encodes 320 amino acids. Lineage: Eukaryota; Metazoa; Arthropoda; Insecta; Ephemeroptera; Baetidae. The transcript has 6 exons. Gene Ontology annotation, biological process: regulation of transcription by RNA polymerase II.
AUGUCCAAUGACGCUGAGCACCAGAACGUGAUCCGGCACAGAAACGGCCGGAGUCUGCGGACGGGCGACGCCAACCAGCUGAGUCCGUCGGGAGUGCAGCCGGCUAUAUUCGGCACGGAGAACUCGAGCGUUGUCAUCGCCAGCAUCGGCAGCACCACCGUCUUGCCGUGCACCGUCAAAAAGCCUGUGUCUGCGUACGCGUUAUUUUUCCGAGACACGCAGGCGGCGAUCAAGACCUCGAAUCCAAAUGCCAGCUUUGGCGAAGUUUCCAAAAUCGUGGCCAGCAUGUGGGACGGACUGGAUGUCGAUAACAAAAACGUAUACAAGAAAAAGACAGAACUGGCGAAGAAGGAUUACCUCAAGGCCUUGGCUGCUUACCGCGCCACGUUGGUUUCAAAGGAGGGCAACGCGGACGGCUCGGGCAUGGUGCAGCAGCCGCACGUUCCUGCGCCGAUGCAGCAGCCACCGCCGCCGCACCAGCAGAUGCAGCAGAUGUACUACAACCCCCAGCAGCCGCAGUACGGGCAGCAGUACCCUGGCCAGCAGCAGCAGCAGUACCAGCACAUGCAGCAGCAGCACGAGAUGAUGGGCCAGGCGCCCCUCACGCCCACUUUGGCCCCCGAGCACACGCGGCAGCACCAGCAGCAGCAUCAACAGCAGCAGUACGCCCAGCAGCAGCAGCAACAACAACAGCAGCAACAACAGGAGCAGCAAGCGAGGCACCACCUCGAUCAGCAAAACCAGAUGCCCCCAGAUAAUCAGGGCUGGAACACGCAGCCGAUUCAGAUCUGCGUGAGGAGCGGCUGCCACAACUGGGCAAUCAGCAACGCCGAGUGGCAAGACGAGUACUGUUCCAAUGAGUGCGUCAUCUCGCAUUGCAGGUACGUGUCUCCCCUGCUUCAAAACAAUUCCCCCGAACAUCAUUUCAUUUCAUUUCAUUUGUUCACCAUUCACAUUUUUUAA